This is a messenger RNA of Dicrocoelium dendriticum, 870 nucleotides long. The record is from the annotation of a GenBank genome assembly. Lineage: Eukaryota; Metazoa; Platyhelminthes; Trematoda; Plagiorchiida; Dicrocoeliidae.
AUGCAAACAUCACCGAAGCGAGUUAUACGCCUGCCGGCGAAACUUCGUGAUUACGGGGAUGAGAAUGUACCGACCAGAAAAAAACGGUGCAACGCUCCUGCAUCUGCAACCUAUGGGAGAUUUCCGGAAUUCUCGUUGGAGGACGUGGCGCGGCAUACCAUGCCUCCUCAGAUUGCUGAUGACUUCCAGGAGGAUACUCACAUGCGUGGAUGUAAUGAAGUAGCCGUUCAAACGGAGGGUAUGAAAUGCUGCAGGUGUCAUGAAUCUGACAAAAGGGUCAUGCACACUUUGCACGCUGUGGUCGGUAUGUUUGAGCUUCUUACUUGCGACGAAUUAGCAGAUUCACUUAGACGCGUGGAGGAGACCCUUCACGUAUUGAAGGAGAGCCACGCGGCCAUGAGCCAGGCCAUGUGGACUGCAAAACCAAUGCAACCUAAUGAUUUAUCUCUACCUACCUCAACUAUUGAGGAAUUCAUGGAGUUAGAGAGUAAAUUGGUGGACCCAGACCUCCGUCGAGAACUGACUACUCGCAUGAACUCAACACCCGCCGGCACGGUAUCGGAGGCCAUUCGAUACAUGUUGGAUAGGGUUCUGAACAGAGAGGUCUUGAGGCAGCUUAACUUCGCGGGUGCAAACAACGCGAUACCGUUCAAGAAAACGCACACAUUCAGUGCGCUUCAAGAAGUUAUCGUUAACCGAUUUGGGGUCACGGCCAACGCCGUAGCGAACGGCGUUUGCAAAUGGUUACAGAUUACCCGGAGCAAUCUGCACCGGCGUACAUCUGCCGCAUCAAGCAGUCAGGAAUCGCAGCCUUUUGAUUUGAUAGAUUUAGACAAUCAGAGCAAUCAGGAAACACGGACAAACUUGUAA